This is a messenger RNA of Nematocida ausubeli, 228 nucleotides long. RefSeq lists its product as uncharacterized. The coding region runs from base 1 to 228 and encodes 75 amino acids. The transcript has a single exon. NCBI's taxonomy places the organism in Eukaryota, Fungi, Microsporidia. The record is from RefSeq and is a predicted model, not a curated record.
AUGAAUAGAAAAGGAAGGAAGAGAGCCGAUCUAUACGAAAAGCUGUAUAAAAAUAUAAGAAGAAACGUAAAAGCAUAUUACAAAAAGGAAACGGUGGAUCUGAUAAAGCUAAGGUACUCUGACAUGUGGACAGAGAAGAGAAGCAAUAAGGAUAAAGAGAUAGUGGUGGGAGAAACACCCACAGAUGUAGGAAAAGAAGUGUAUUACAUUGCAACAGACAAUAAAUAG